Molecule: messenger RNA, 1848 nt
Organism: Ambispora leptoticha
Lineage: Eukaryota; Fungi; Glomeromycota; Glomeromycetes; Archaeosporales; Ambisporaceae
Source: the annotation of a GenBank genome assembly
AUGAGUGUUCCAUCAAUGUCACCCUUGCCAGAGGACACAACAAAUUCACCCUCGAAUGAUACGUCGACAACAAUAAUAACAAUAAGUGUGAUUGGAGCAGUCAUAUUGAUUCUAUUAGCAGCAUUUCUGUUUUUAUAUUGGAAACGUCAUAGAAACAGAAAAUAUCGGGAAAGUACAGUAAUUUCACAGAAAACAGUGAAACAAAGAUUCACUCUUGAUCAUAUACUUGGCACUGCUAAUGGAUAUCAAGCUGCCGAUUCGGAUGUUUUUUCGAUACCUUCAACUUCAGCUAGUGGUGGUGACACUCGUCCACAAUCACUAGUAAUUCAAGGUAACCCGCAUGUACAGCAAAGUAUGCGACAAGUAAGCACGAGGACAGUAUCAGAUCAUGGUUCAAUCGUAACUCCAACGCCGAUAAGAGAUUCAAUUGAUAUUUCAAAAUUUGAUGCCUAUUCAAGCGGAUUUAAAGAUGAUGAAGAGUCAUUAGUGUCAUCAUCUAGUCAACAACGUCCUUCACUUCAACCACAACAGAGCUUAGAAAGUAAUGUGCCAGAUCGUCAAAGUCAGCAUGAUCAUUCUGCUCAGCCGACACCAAGCCAAUCUCAAUUAAGACAGCAAGGAUCGGAUUAUUUUAGUCAGAAUCAGGGUCAAUCUAGCACUACACGUCCUCUAUUACAACAAAAAAGUUCCGCACACAAUAUGCAUGCGGUUGAAACUCAACGAGAAAUAUUGGUUGAGACACCAAAAGUUUCAAGUAAACAUAAUUUAGAAUCUCAUCGGUCACCAUCACGAGUUGAUCAAUCAAAAAUUGACACAACUUCAUUCCAACAGCCUCAACUAACUAGAAAACCUAGUUCACCACUUCAAUUUAAUCCGCAUCAAUUGGAGCAUCAGCAUAGAAAUGUUCCACCGUUACCACAAAAAAGUCCCGAGCACAAUAAACACGCGGUUGAAUCUCAACAAGAAGCUGUAGUUGCUGCUGCUGCGAUUGACACAUUGCCAAAUGUUUCAAAUAAAGAUAAUUUAGAGUCUAUUCCACUUGACUCAGAAUCUCAUCGGCCACCACCACGAGUUGAUCAUCCAAAAAUUGACACAACAUCAUUCCAAUAUCAACCUCAACAACCUCAAUUAAAUAGACAACCUAGUUCACCACUUCAAUUUAAUCCGCAUCAAUUGGAGCAUCAGCAUGGAUAUACUUCACCGUUACAAUUUAACCCGCGGAGUCCAUCGCCACUUCAAUUUAAUCCACAUCAAUUGGAGCAUCAGCAUGGCAAUACUUCUCCAUCACAAUUUAACUCGCGGAGUACUGGCAGUCCACCUCCAAUUCAAUCUCAUCCACCAAAGGUUAAUUCACCUCCGAUUCAAAACCAACCGCAACAUGCAGAUACUGCUUCACAUCCCUUACAGAGAACUGGGUCACUAAAACGAAGCAUUUAUAAAAAGAAUCGUGAUUCAUCAUCACCCACACCAUCAGAGGGUUCACUUCGUCGAAGCUUAUUGCGAAGAGGAGGUGCAGCUAGUGGUGGCGGUGAAGGGACACCAAGAUCUGAACGUAGUAGAAGCCGCGAUAGUUCUGAGGCAUCCGAUCAUGGCACAACUUUUAGAGCUGAUGAUAUUGGGGUUGGCGAUCAACACAGUCCCAAAUCAUCGCCUCCAAUUGCGCCCCAACAAUAUGUUCAAAGUGGUCAUAUUCCGCCACUACGUGACCUUUCUCCCGGACAUCCUGAAUCUCCCCAAGAUCCAGGAACUCCUGCUCGCGAAGGGUCACCUGAAAGCUUUGCAAGUCGUGGUCGUUCCCGUGCAAGAUCACCAUUUGAUGAAGAAAGGCAUCAAGGUGGUGGAAAUUGA